AUGGAGCAAGCGAAUACAGGCGACCUUAACUGGCGACUCAGCGCGCAUCCAAUAACACUACUUGUCUUCUUAGGGAUCCGCAUCGGUGCCUUGCUGAUGUAUCUCUUUGGUGUUUUGUUCAUUCGUAACUUUGUGCUGGUCUUCAUCCUGACCCUGCUGCUCUUGUCAGCAGACUUUUACUAUCUCAAAAACAUUGCCGGACGUCGGCUCGUUGGUCUGCGAUGGUGGAAUGAAGUCGAUUCGGCUUCUGGCGACUCGCAUAUGGUGUUUGAAUCAUCCGACCCAAAUGUUCGCACCAUUAGCGCCACGGACAAGCGGUUCUUCUGGCUGAGUCUGUAUCUGACACCGGCCCUUUGGGUUGGACUGGCGAUUCUUGCUAUUGUUCGGUUGGUCGGCGUGAUUUGGUUGAGUCUUGUUGGAAUCGCAUUGAUCCUGACAAUAACCAACACCGUCGCAUUCUCGCGGUGUGACAAGUUCAGUCAGGCCUCGACAUUUGCCAAUCGGGCUUUGGGUGGACGGAUGGUGAACAAUCUCGCAGGUAGUCUGCUGGGCAGACUCUUCCGCUAA
Molecule: messenger RNA, 567 nt
Organism: Penicillium diatomitis
Lineage: Eukaryota; Fungi; Ascomycota; Eurotiomycetes; Eurotiales; Aspergillaceae
Product: DUF846 domain-containing protein
Exons: 4
Coding region: 1-567 (188 amino acids)
Biological process (GO): protein secretion; vesicle-mediated transport
Cellular component (GO): Golgi membrane
Source: RefSeq, a predicted model, not a curated record